AUGGUAAGCUCUAAUUGUUCCACUGAGGACUCCUUUAAAUAUACUUUGUAUGGGUGUAUCUUUAGCAUGGUGUUUGUUCUCGGCCUCAUAGCGAACUGUGUAGCAAUCUACAUUUUCACUUGUACUUUAAAAGUGCGAAACGAGACUACAACUUACAUGCUUAAUUUGGCCAUAUCAGAUCUGCUUUUCGUGUUUACGUUACCCUUCAGGAUUUAUUACUUUGUAACCAGAAACUGGCCAUUUGGAGACAUUCUCUGCAAGAUUUCCGUCACCCUCUUUUACACAAACAUGUACGGGAGCAUUUUGUUCCUGACUUGCAUCAGCGUGGAUCGCUUUUUAGCUAUAGUGCACCCCUUCCGCUCCAAGACCCUCCGCACCAAAAGGAACGCAAAGAUCGUGUGUGCUGCGGUAUGGAUCACCGUGCUAGCAGGCAGCACACCCGCAAGCUUCUUCCAGUCCACAAACCGCCGCAACAACACCGAGCAAAGGACCUGCUUUGAAAACUUUUCAGAGGACACGUGGAAAACCUACCUAUCCCGGAUUGUUAUCUUCAUUGAAACCGUCGGGUUUUUUAUCCCGCUCAUCCUGAACGUGACCUGCUCCACCAUGGUCCUACGGACGUUGAAUAAACCGCUUACGUUAAGCCGGAAUAAAGUAAGCAAGAAAAAGGUACUGAAAAUGAUAUUUGUUCAUUUGGUGAUAUUCUGCUUCUGCUUUGUGCCUUACAACGUCACCUUAAUACUUUACUCCCUUAUGAGAACACAGACCUGGGUCAAUUGCUCGGUGGUGACGGCAGUCAGGACUAUGUACCCCAUCACUCUGUGCAUCGCUGUUUCAAACUGCUGUUUUGACCCCAUAGUCUAUUACUUCACAUCAGAUACCAUUCAAAAUUCCAUAAAAAAGAACCGGUCCACCAGGCCACGGGAUGUCAGAUUCUCUGAAAGGCCAGUUUCAGAAAGCUUCAUUCAACACAGCCUUCAGACCAUAAAAAUGAAAAUAUUUGACAGUGACUCUACAAUAUAAACUAUAUUAAAAGACUAUUGGGACUAAACUGGAAUUAGAAGCCUGCACAUUUCUCCAGCUGUGGACAUAUAUUCUUAUGUGUAAAGGUGCUUCCUUCACAUCUGAAAAGUUUAUUACAAGGCUGUAAAAGCAUUAAGCAUAAUAACACACAGAAAAAGUAUUUAAAAAAUCUAUGUCAAAGGUCUGUUCUGAGAGAUUGUAUGUCAGAAUGAACUUUUGGGUUUAGAGGCUAAUCAAAGUCCAAAGACUGCUUGUCAAGUCAAACACAGUAGAUUGUUUUUCCUUCCUGAAGUUAAAACAGUUGCUCAAUUCAAUAAUGGUAUCAGUUUCUGAGUUACUGAGGAGGGGGGUGAAGCUACCUGCAGGAAAAUUGCCCCAUACAGUCAUUUCAGCUACUGCGUCUUCUCCAGUUUCCUCCUGUCUCUCUUACUCCUCCCCCUUUCCCUGCACCUUCCUUCUUAGGGACCAUUAUCUUCACAGGAGGCUUCAAUCAGAGGGUUACAAGAACUUUGUUUCUCCCAGGUUUAUCUGAUAAAAAUACAUGCUCUCUCCACAAGCCUGGCCCCCAUAAAGCAAUUAAGUCUCCUGGUAGUUCAGAGCACUUGGAAAUGUCUCAGACAAACUGGUUUUUCUUCUCACCUCUCUCUCAGAACCCUGUGUGUUUAAAACAAAAUAACUUGUGAUGACUGAAGUUAAUGCUUUAGGUACAGUACCACUCUAUUAAAGUCUUGUGAGGAGUUCUUAAACUCAGUAUGACUUUUGAAAAAAAUAACAUCCUCUGAGUAAGUUUAUUUGAUCUCAAAGUACAGUUUCUUAGAAAAACAAGACCUUUUCUGACUAGAAAUAAACAUGUGCAUCAAGUCGAUUAUUUCUUCCAGGAAACUAUUUAGUGUCCCAUAAAGAAAUUCAAGAUGCAUUCAUUUUGGAGUGCAACUUCCUCUCAAUUUUUGCACCCUAGAAAUAAUUUUAACAUGAGCAUUUAAAACUUCAAAUGCUACUUUCUUUCAAACUUUAAAAAGUAUAAAAAUAAAGUACUUGGGUCUACUGGCAGAAUUAAUCAAGACGCUUUGAAAAGUCAGUACCGUGUAAAAGGAGGAAUCUACAUAUAUUACUGUUACAAACAGGAAUACAUAGAUGAAACUGCUUUAAAACAUCCUGUUAUAUAUGUUUCCCAGCUACUAGAACACUGUGUACAUUUUCCUCAGAAUUAAUUUAAUAUCACUGUAAAAUAAAAUAAAAUUUAGAAAGUAAA
Prinia subflava (tawny-flanked prinia) is the source of this 2275-nucleotide messenger RNA. RefSeq names its product lysophosphatidic acid receptor 6 (gene LPAR6). The coding region runs from base 1 to 1023 and encodes 340 amino acids. The transcript has a single exon. Gene Ontology annotation, biological process: positive regulation of Rho protein signal transduction; phospholipase C-activating G protein-coupled receptor signaling pathway. Gene Ontology annotation, molecular function: lysophosphatidic acid receptor activity. NCBI's taxonomy places the organism in Eukaryota, Metazoa, Chordata, Aves, Passeriformes, Cisticolidae. The record is from RefSeq and is a predicted model, not a curated record. Gene Ontology annotation, cellular component: plasma membrane.